Molecule: messenger RNA, 3465 nt
Organism: Ananas comosus (pineapple)
Lineage: Eukaryota; Viridiplantae; Streptophyta; Magnoliopsida; Poales; Bromeliaceae
Exons: 12
Coding region: 273-2777 (834 amino acids)
Source: RefSeq, a predicted model, not a curated record
CGCUUUCCGCUGCCGCAAUUUACGAGUCUCGCAAGCCUCAUCACAGUGCCGUCCGUCGGCCGCCCCCCAGCCCCAAAAUCCCAAUCUCCGAAGCGAUCUCUCUUUCUCCUGCCUCGCAUGUUAAUAUGUUAUCCAAAGCCGAACAAUAAUUUUAUAGUUUCCUACUACUAAUUUUCAAAUAAUAUCCCCCUCAGGCCACGGCCUUCCCCUCCCUCCUUUCUUUUCAAAUCGAUUGCUUCCCUGCGUAAUACCCCGCUCAAAAACGCCACGCAAUGGCCUUUCACGUCGCUUGCCCGAUCACUUGUCGGCGCAUCUGCGAUUGUGAACUGGGCUUCCCGGGGGCCGUCCGGAGCGCGCGGGAGAGGAUCGGGUUCUUAGAAGAGAUCUCGUUGGUCGAGGAGUUCCUGCGGGACCCAUGGAUUCUCAGGAAGCCUGCCGGGCCGGCCACCGUUCAGGUCGCCGUCCCCAAGGUCGUGCCGCCGCCGCCGUCCCUUCAGGCCGACGAUGGCGGCGGCGGCGGAACAGGCGUCGGCAGUGAUGGUGAUGGUGGCGGCAGCGGCGGCGCUGGGGGUGGAGGCGGUGGAGGGGAGGAGAGCGCCUGGGCAGCAUCCGUGCGGGCUCGGCGGGCCGAGCUGCAGCGGCAGGCGGCAGCAGCCUCGGUGGCCGCCGAGGAUUACGUGCGGAGGUUGGAGGCUGGCGGCGCCCCCGCGGAAGUCUCAGGAGAAGAACUUAAUAAUCUUGGCACAGAAGAUCAAGCUUUUUCCACAGUCAAAGUUAUUUGUCGUAUAUGUUUCUCUGGUGAAAAUGAGGGCAGCAAUAGAGCUUUGAAAAUGCUGCCAUGCAGACUUUGCAGCAAGAAGUACCAUAGGAGCUGCUUGAAAGUUUGGGCUGAAUACAGAGAUUUAUUUCAUUGGAGUUCAUGGUCGUGCCCCUCUUGCCGUAUUUGUGAGGUCUGUCGAAGAACUGGUGAUCCAACGAAGUUUAAGUUCUGCAAAAGGUGUGAUGCCGCUUACCACUGCUAUUGCCAACAGCCUCCACACAAGAAUGUCAGUCAUGGGCCUUAUCUAUGCCCAAAGCACACAAGAUGUCAUAGCUGUGGUUCUACUGUUCCUGGAAGCGGUCUCAGCACAAGGUGGUUUUUAAGUUAUACAUGCUGUGAUGCUUGUGGGAGACUAUUUGUCAAAGGAAAAUAUUGUCCUGUUUGCUUGAAGGUCUAUAGAGAUUCUGAGAUGACACCCAUGGUCUGCUGUGACACUUGCCAACAAUGGGUGCAUUGCAUGUGUGAUGGCAUCAGUGAUGAAAAAUAUCGACAGUUCGAAGCAGAUAGACAUUUGAAAUACAAAUGUCCAGUAUGUCGGGGUGACUGUUACAAGGUUAAGGACAUUGACGAUGCUGUUCAGGAACUUUGGAGGAGGAGAGACAGAGCUGACCGUGCCUUAAUUGGUAGCUUGAGGGCUGCAGCUGGAUUGCCCAUGCAGGAAGAAAUAUUUUCCAUUUGCCCCUACUCAGAUGAUGAAGAAAGUGGCCCACUUAUUGUGAAGAAUGAGAAAGAAAAGUCGCUUAAGUUUUCUGUCAAAGGUUUUAUUGAUAAUCUAUCUAAGAAAUGCAAAGAGGAUCGUUCACCUCUCUCCAAGAAAUCAAGUAAGAACAUUAUAAAGAAGGUUUCUGAGGUUCAAUCUGUCAAUAAAGUUAAAGAAACAUAUCAAAGUAUAGAAAAACUGGAUGUGGUGAGGUCAUUAGACAGAGGCUUUGGAGAUCAAAACUUCAAUGAUGCGCCGUUCAGAAGUCACAGACAGGAGCCUCUUUCAUCUUCUAUGGGUGAUGAUGGAGGGAAAUCCAUUGGUGAUCAACCACAAAGUAUUAAUAAUCAUGGGUUCAAGGAAGUUAUAGAUAAGAAGUCCGCAAAGGUGCUAAAGGGUAGCAAAGUAAGUGCUGGUAAAAAUUCAAGCAAGUGUGAGACAACGAAAGGAACAAAGUUAGUCAUACAUAUAGGUACCAAAAGCAAAAAUGCAUCAAGCUCCCCAAAAUCUGAGAAUUCAAGCUGUCACAGAGACUUGGAAUUUACUUCUUUUGAUGAUAAAGAAGAUGUUACAAAAAAGACUAGCAAAAUAUUAGAGAACCAGGAGAAAAUUGCAGAUGUUGCUAGGUCUAAACAUCCUACCUCGUUUAGAAGUCAUCUAACAAGAGAGACUAGCACAAGAGCAGACUCUACCAUGCAAAACAGGGGUGAAACCACAUUAAGAAGUGGUGAAGGUUUGCCUAUAAAUCAAUCGAUGGGUACAGCAAGCACUGUAAAGAGGGAAAUCAAUGAAGCUGCUGAUUCUUCAUCAGGUUUCAAACCAUCCAAGGAUACCAGGCCAUUGUUGAAGCUGAAGUUCAAGAAUCCAUAUAUUGAACAGCAAAGUUCUUGGGCUUCAGGAGUAGUUGAAGAGAAGAAUCCUAUUAAGGGGCCAAGAUCAAAAAGAAAGAGGCCAUUUAUAGAAAAAGUUAGCACACCGGUGGAUGAGAACUAUGAACAACUGAAUUCAGAUGAAUCCAUGAAUGAGGACAUUGAUGCUCUGUGGAUAUUGAAGAAGCUUGGCAAAGAUGCUAUAGGAAAGAGAAUUGAAGUCCACAAAGUCUCAGGCAACUCUUGGUACAAGGGGGUGGUUUCGGAUAUCAUAGAAGGCACUUCAUCUUUAUCCGUGCAUUUUGAUGAUGGAAGACCUGAGAUUGUAGAGCUCACAAAACAAAGGGUUCGGUUCAUUUCUCAGAAACGGAAAGGCACGAAAGCAUGAGAAAUUUCGUACUUUUUGUUGUUGAUAUUGUGCACUCCAUGUACAACAAGGAAUGUGGCACUCCAAACGAGGAGAGGGAGUGAUCUUAUUUACUUGAAUGACGUUGUGAAGUGAUGGCUGGAGAGGAUUUACCAACAUAGUCAGCAUUUUUUAAUUAUCUGUAACCAUGAUGUGCAUUGAAGGAACAGAAUUUGUGAGAGAGAUUAUCAUGGUCGCUGCAUCUUUAUGUGGAUAUGCUGGCAAGUUUUGAAGCAACAGAGCGGCAUAUCAGUCUAGUCGAAAAGGGUAGUCUACUUAUUUGUAUGAGAUGGCGAGAUUUUAGGACCUUCCUUUUGUAAAUAAAGCAAAUCUUAAGUUCAAUGGUGUUGUCAGAGCCAUUCUUGUUAUACUGGUCAUUACUGCAAUUUGCUAUUACAUUUUAUAAUGUCAAAUAUGAUGUCGGCUUUUGCAUUUUUUCGAGUCGACUGUUAGCUGGACGGCAUCAGCUGGUUCUUUCUUUCUUUCUUUCUUUCUUUCUUUCUUUCUUUUUCUCCUCCAGAAGUAGUCCGAUUCGUUCAUUGGCUGAUUCUUUUGAUUGUUUGCAGUUGAAUGGAGGUUUGUCUUUUAUUUCUCUGCAACUGCAGAACUGAAAUGUUGCUUGUACGUCUUUGCUCAUUUUUUAAAUCAGUGUAUGAUGUGGGCGUGAUUA